AAUGUAAAAUAGAAAUUUGAACAUUUUUGAAAGUUAAUUUAAUGUAAAUAUUACAUUUCUGUCCAAAAUGUAUACAUAUUGAAAUUUAGUAGCAACAUACAUUGAACUAAUAAAUUGAUUAAUAUUCUAAUCAUAUGAAAAAAAUGCAUUAAAAUGUAAAAUAAAAAUAUAUUUUCCCAUAUCAAUGGGAACACCAAGUUUUUUUUCUCCAGGACCCCUGUAUGGACUGUCACACUUGUCACUACUGCCCUGUGCUGAGAGACCGAAACGCCGUCUUAAUAUUGUCAGCCUGGGGGGUGACGAUUAUAAGAGGGGAAUAUAAUUGCAUCCCCUUUAGAUCUGCAGCAGCCGGGCGGCAACGGGACCGGAGUGACGGGGCGGCGGCGGCGCUUACGAGCCUAGGGGAAUCGGCUGCAGACAUCAACGCCUGUGCGAACGUGAGAGAGCAGCCGGGGCUGAAGGAACCGGGCUCUUCACGGUUAACUUGCGCCGUCGUCUCUGCGGUCCAAACCCCCCACCCCCAUACACCCAUUCAUCCAUCCAUCAUCAAGGCAGGUAAACCAAAAGCUGCAGCCGAGUACGCUGCUCGGGUGGCCGUCGGGUGAAGAGCCCCUUAACGGCGAGCGGAAGGAGAGGGCUUGACCCCGGCGGACCGACCGACCGAUAGACGCCCCGAGUCCGGCGCACCGGUCCUGACCAUGGAGACACCGGGCCGGCUGUCCCAGAGCCAGGAAUCGCUGGACUUUACGGUGGAGAACGUAGAGAAGGCCCUGCACCAGUUGUAUUAUGACCCCAACAUCGACAACAAGAACCUGGCCCAGAAGUGGCUGAUGCAGGCCCAGGUCUCGCCGCAGGCCUGGCAGUUCUGCUGGGUCCUGCUCAGCCCCGAGAAGGUCCCAGAGAUCCAGUACUUUGGCGCCAGCGCCCUACAUACGAAGAUCUCGCGCUACUGGGGCGACAUCCCGGCCGAGCAGUACGACUCUCUGAAGAAGCAGCUCUUCUCCCAGAUCUCCCACUUCGCCUCGGGCUCCAAGAUGGUGCUGACGCGCCUGUGCGUGGCCCUGGCCUCGCUGGCCCUCAACAUGAUGCCCGAGGCCUGGCCGGGUGCCGUGACCGAGAUGGUGCGCGCAUUCCAGGAGGAGGGGGGCGGCGCCGACGGCCGGGCCCGCUGCCUGGCGCUGCUGGAGCUGCUCACCGUGCUGCCCGAGGAGUUCCAGACGAGCCGGCUGCCGCAGUACCGCAAGGGGCAGGUGCGGGGGGCACUGGGGCAAGAGUGGGGGUCUGUGUUGCCCCUGCUGCAACAGCUGUUACGGCAGGCCGACUCGCCGGGGCUGGUGAAGGCGCGCGUCCUCAAGUGCCUGUCCAGCUGGGUGCUGCUGGACGUGCCGCUGAGCGAGAGCGAGGGCCUGGUGCAGGACAGCUUCUCCGCGCUCAGCGACCCCGAGCUCUUCGACACGGCCGUGGAGGCCAUCAUCAAUGCCAUCUCGCAGCCUGACUCGCAGAGGUACGUGAACACGCUACUGAAGCUGGUGCCGCAGGUAUUGCAGCUGCAGGAGCAGCUGAGGGCCGCAGUCCAGGCCGGUGACAUGGAGACGUCGCAUGGGAUCUGCCGCAUCGCCGUGGCGCUCGGAGAGAACCACUCCAGGGCUCUCUUGGACCAGGUAGAGCACUGGCAAGGAUUUUUAGCACUGGUCAACAUGAUCAUGUUCUGCACUGGGAUCCCAGGACACUACCCCGUCAACGAAACGACCAGCUCCCUCACCCUGACCUUCUGGUACACCUUACAGGAUGACAUCAUGUCCUUCGAGGCAGAGAAGCAGGCGGUCUACCUGCAGGUGUACCGCCCUGUGUACUUCCAGCUGGUCGACGUCUUGCUGCACAAGGCCCAGUUUCCCACCGAUGAGGAGUACGCCUCCUGGUCGUCGGAUGAGAAGGAGCAGUUCAGGAUCUACAGGGUGGACAUCUCGGACACCCUGAUGUACGUGUACGAGAUGCUGGGAGCCGAGCUGCUCAGCAACCUCUACGACAAGCUGGGCAGGCUGCUGACCGCGAGCGAGCAACCCUCGUCCUGGCAGCACACGGAAGCGCUGCUGUACGGAUUCCAGUCCAUCGCCGAGACGAUAGACGUGAACUACUCCGACGUCAUUCCCGGCCUCAUCGGCCUCAUUCCUCGCAUCAACAUCAACAAUGUCCAGCUGGCAGAUACCGUCAUGUUCACCAUAGGCGCCCUGGCAGAGUGGCUGGCCGACCAUCCCGUCAUGCUCAGCAGUGUCCUCCCACUGGUGCUGCAAGCCCUGGGGAACCCCGACCUCUCCGUCUCCAGCGUGUCCACGCUGAAGAAGAUCUGCCGCGAGUGCAAAUACGACCUGCCACCCUACGCCACCAACAUAGUCGCCGUCUCCCAGGAAGUUCUGAUAAAGCAAAUUCACAAGACCAGCCAGUGCAUGUGGCUGAUGCAGGCCCUGGGUUUCCUGCUGUCCGCGCUGCCUGUGGAGGAGAUCCUGAGGAACCUGCACUCCCUCAUCACUCCAUACAUCCAGCAGCUGGAGAAAUUGGCCGACGAGACGCCCAACCCUUCGAACAAGCUGGCCAUCAUCCACAUCCUGGGCCUUCUGUCCAACCUCUUCACCACGCUGGACAUCUCCAAGCAGGAGGAGGAAGGUGGAGACGGUGUGCCUCUGGUCAAAAGUACCCCCCCUCAGCCUGGCCCCAACCCAGUGGUGGUGGUCCUGCAGCAGGUCUUUGCCUUGAUUCAGACUGUUCUCAGCAAGUGGCUCAACGACUCGCAGGUGGUGGAGGCUGUAUGUGCCAUUUUUGAGAAGUCUGUGAAGACCCUCCUCCAGGACUUCGCCCCUAUGGUGUCCCAGCUGAGCGAGAUGCUUGGCCAAAUGUACAGCACCAUCCCACAGGCCUCGGCACUGGACCUUACGCGCCAGAUGGUCCAUAUAUUUGCCAGCGAGACAGACUACUUCCCCCCUAUCAAGGCCCUGUUCGAGCUGGUCACGUCCGUCACGCUCUCCAUCUUUCAGCAAGGACCCAGGGAUCAUCCUGAUAUUGUUGAUUCAUUUAUGCAACUCCAAGCUCAGGCCCUCAAACGGAAGCCAGACUUGUUCUUGUCUGAGAACCUUGAUGUGAAAGCUGUGUUCCAGUGCGGUGUGCUGUCUCUCAAGUUCCCAGAACCCCCCACUGUCAAGUCCACCUGCCUCUUCUUUACAGAGCUGCUGCCUCACUGUGGGGACAUUCCCCCGGUGGGUCAGGUGGUGCAGGAGGACGGCAAGCUGCUGCUGCAGGCCGUGUUGGAGGGCAUUGGGGGCCAGUCAUCCCGUAAUCUGAUGGACCAGUUUGCAGAGAUCCUCUUCUCUAUGAACAAGCACUGCUUCGCCCUGCUGUCGCUGUGGCUGAAGGAGGUCCUCCAGCGUCCCAGCUUCCCCUCCUCCCGUGUCUCCAUGGAGCAGAAAGACACCUUCAGCCAGCAGAUCCUCAGGGAGCGAGUGAACAAGCGCCGAGUGAAGGAGAUUGUGAGGGAGUUCACCCUGCUGUGCCGAGGACUGCACGGCACGGAGUACGCCGCUGAGUACUGAACCAAUAUCGCUUCCGGGUCCCGGAAGCCAGAGCAGCCUGCUGCCGAUCAGGAACCCAGCACUCCCAUCGCAUUGGACCUCUGAACGAUAAACCUCGCCCCCCCCAGAUGACACAAUUCAUCCACCGUGACCAAGACUGCCAUGGCCAGAACAGACAGGGCUGUGUAUUGUGCUCAGUUUAUUCUCAUUUUGGGGGGGGUUGGGUUAUUGUCAACAAAACCAAAACUUCUUCCACCAGACCCAGCCCUCACCCAGCACUUCAGAAGCAUGUUUUCUGUGAUCUCUAACCCACCCCCCCCCCCCCCCC
Messenger RNA from Brienomyrus brachyistius, 3888 nucleotides. RefSeq names its product importin-13-like. Gene Ontology annotation, molecular function: small GTPase binding. The record is from RefSeq and is a predicted model, not a curated record. Gene Ontology annotation, biological process: protein import into nucleus. NCBI's taxonomy places the organism in Eukaryota, Metazoa, Chordata, Actinopteri, Osteoglossiformes, Mormyridae. Gene Ontology annotation, cellular component: nuclear membrane; cytoplasm. The coding region runs from base 699 to 3581 and encodes 960 amino acids. The transcript has 22 exons.